Molecule: messenger RNA, 2279 nt
Organism: Hyla sarda
Lineage: Eukaryota; Metazoa; Chordata; Amphibia; Anura; Hylidae
Gene: PKDCC
Product: protein kinase domain containing, cytoplasmic
Exons: 7
Coding region: 140-1771 (543 amino acids)
Biological process (GO): protein phosphorylation
Molecular function (GO): ATP binding; non-membrane spanning protein tyrosine kinase activity
Source: RefSeq, a predicted model, not a curated record
UGCAGUGAAAAUCCAUUCUGUGUACGAUAAGGAGCUGCAGAGAGAAGUCAAGGCACCAACCUGGGAAGAGGUUGGAGAAGAAAGCUGAGAAGAAAGUCAAAGUUUGCACUCAGGGAUCGGCAAGAAGUGUCCGCCUCCUAUGAGUGAGGAUGUCCAACCGUGCCAGGAUUUAGGAAUACAAUGUGAAAGAAGACUUCUUCAGCUCCCAUCCUUCAACCUAAACAGAAGUGCUGAAGGCUGGAGACCCAGACACGACCUGAGAAUGAGGCGAAGAAAAAUCGUAGUUGCUGGAGGCUUCUGUCUGUCCUUCUUCCUUGGCACCUUGUUGAAUUUACUCUGCGUGCCCGGUUUCGACCAUAAUCAUCACUUACAGGAUAGGGGGACUCCAGUACCUUUUGGACAAUCAUGGCAAGACAACGAGAUCUCGAUGGACCUACUGAAGCAACUCCAAGACAGGUACCGGGAGGUCAUCCGAUAUAGGGAACACCAAGCUCCGGUGUCGGCCACGGAAAGGCUUCUAAGACCCUUAGAGAGGAGACUCAUGGACCUGGCCCAGCAAUCCUCCUCUGAACACAACCAGAAAUGGGAAAGCCCUAAGAGAUCCGGUUCUGAUCGGGACACGUUGUCUCAAUCCCAUCCCAGUUCCAAAAUAGAUCUGUCCCUUCAGCCACCUUUGUUGGGUUGCCAGGACAUUAGUAAGGGAACCAACCUACAUUAUCUGGGCUCGGGCUACACGAAAGCUGUUUAUAAGUUGGCGUUGAAUGACACGGUGUCGGUGGCACUGAAAUCUGUUGAUUUCGGAGGGCACGACAUCCAAAAUUGCCUUAAGCGUUAUAGGACUUUGGAAGAUUGUUACAGGUUGGCGUCCUUCAAGAUCGUCAAAGAAAUGAUCUUACUGCAAAGACUUCAGCACCCAAACAUCCUACAGCUUUAUGGAUACUGCUAUCAAGACAGUAAUGACAUAUCUGACACCCUGACCACCAUCAUUGAAUUGGGUUCCCCUCUGGAGAUGAUUCAGCUCUUACAGUCUUCUUGGGAGGACAGAUUUCGAAUCUGCCUAAGCUUAGUCCGGCUGUUGCAUUACCUGGCCCAUUCCCCUCUGGGCUCCAUAACUCUGCUGGAUUUCCGCCCCCGCCAGUUUGUAAUCGUCGAUGGUGAACUGAAGGUGACGGACUUAGACGAUGCAAGCAUGGAGGAGACACCGUGUACAAGAAGCGAGGACUGUUUCAUGGAAUUCCCAGCAAGGAACUUUACACUUCAAUGUUCUGUCGAAGGAAAAUGUCAGAACAUGAAUGAGAAGAGGAACCUUUACAAUGCCUACAGGUUUUUCUUUACUUACCUCCUCCCUCACAGUGCACCGUCUUCUCUCAGGCCAUUGCUGGAUGCUAUAGUGAAUGCAACAGGUGAACUGCGUUGGGGCAUCGAUGAAACUUCUGCACAGUUUGAGAAGGUCCUUUACUUAUACAAGAGCGGCCUAUACCUGUCAAAUGCUACACAUGUACCGAAAGCUGAAUACAAGCUAGUGGAAGAUGUUUCGAUAGUAGAUGAAGACUACAGAUGUUGGCCAUCUUACCAUCAUAAUGGAUGUCUCCUUUCUGUGUUCGAUAUGAAUGAAGCCAUGGAAGUUUGUGAAAGCCAUUCUCAGUGUCAAGCUUUUAUAUGGACAAAUCAGACAACCUGGACAGGGCGACAGCUUGUCUUCUUCAAAACAGGCUCGAGAAAUCUUGUGGCUGAUCAAAACAAAAUAACCUACCUGAAAAUGGCAGUCUGACCAAAGAGAUUCUACUAAGGUCAUCGGACAUGGAUUGAAUUUGGAAAAAAAUGCACUAAUAUUCAUUCUAAUUUCUAGAGUGCUAUUCAACGUUACCUGAAUUUACCAGGGUGGAUGUGCAAUACUUCAGCAUUUUUUUUUUAUUCAAAUGUGAUUUAAAAGACAAAAUGUGAUACACUGUUAGAAAUGAAGAUAAAGGAUAUGACGAUUAUCUUUAAAUUGUAUAUAAUGCUAUUUCUGCGGUAAAGAAUAAUGACAUAUGGAACGGUUCAAGCACACCAAUGUCAGUAGGCUGCUGGCUUUACAUUCAGUGUGACUCUCCAGUGAUGCACUGGUGAUUUGUGUCCAGUGUGUAAUAUUAUUAUUUUUUUUCUACAGGGAUGAGUAAUUAUUUGUUAUGUUUUAAAUGUGUUUUACUUUAAGUGUAAAUUAUGAUAUUUUAAUUAUAAAACAUCCUUAUUUAGGAUGUUGAUCCAUGAGGAUGCUAGUAGAUCAAAGCCAUAGCUCA